AUGGAGUUUAAUUAUAUUUUAAACCAGCUAGAAAAUGGUACAGAGGAAACGUUUAAAACUAAUUGCUUGCUUAUCUCUACAGGUAUUCGAGAAGGUAAAUCGACUAUUCUCGAAUUAAUAGAAUCUUUAGGGCGUUUUCUAACCGAUGCGUCGAUUUCUAAACGAGAAUUAGGCAUUUCUAUAUUGAAUGAAGUACUCAAAAGCAUUCCCAUCGAUUACUUGAGUACUCAACAAUUGGAAGUACUAGUUGAAUUCUACAGUAGUAAAUUUAAUGACCACCAUCAGAUAUUCCCAGUUGCCUUAUCAGGAACAUUAGUUCUACUAGGAUUUGAAAACUUUCCUAGGCCAAAAUUAAGUCACAUAUUAAGUGCUAUUUUCCAGCAUGUACCGUGUCAGCAACAACAAAGAGUGGAUAGGUUUACGAUUUUCCAAAUCCUGGAAAUUUGUAUAAAGAAUUUCAAGCAGGAGGUUCAUGAUAUGGAAAAUGUUUUUGUAUGUGGACUUCAUGAUGCUGUCGAUGGUGAAAGGGACCCGAGGAACUUGCUAUUUCUACUAAAAUGGAUGAGAGAAUUUACUAAAGAGUUCAAGUUGUAUUUCUUUACUGAAAAAAUUUUUGAUGCAUUGGCUAGUUACUUUCCCGUCGACUUUAGAACGCCUUUAAAUGAUAAUAGUAUAACUAGGGAAGAUUUAGCAAAUGCGCUAUGUCCAUGUCUAUGUGCUAAUCCAGAGUUUGGAGAUUCUUGCAUUUCAUUAGCUUUAGAAAAAUUGGAUUCUUCAUUAGAAAUUGCUAAACUAGACAGUUUAGCGCUAUUGAGAGAAGGGUGUUCUACAUUUAAAAGUUCUUUAUAUAUGGAGCAAUUUCCAAACAUAUGGCCCUUGAUACAAAAAGAAGUACUAUGCACUAAUUCACCAACGAUUCGAACAGAAAGUUUUUUAACUCUUCAAAAGAUUGUAUCCAAAAUUUCAACUGAGGAUUGUUUAGGACAUAUUAAAAAUAUAAUAGAUACGGUUAAAGGAAAUUUACUUCCAGAUUCCAAGUUAUUUCAAGUUUCGACGCAAAUUCUUAUUUGCACUGCAGCAGCCUCGGAAAAAUCCUGCAAUUUUAUCGUAAAAGAAAUUUUACCGAUAAUUAUGAAUAUAUACAAAAUGUGUGCUUAUGUGGAUCACAAAUCGCUGAUUGUCCAACCUUUAGUAGAUUUAAUGAAGGAAUAUUUCAAGUAUAAUAAAAGUUUAGAUGACCAAGAAGUUCCUGAUUUAUUAAAUGUUCCUUUAUUAUGCUUGGAUUUGCUUAAAAACGAUGAUACUUUAAAAAUCGGCUUGGAUUAUAUUACCGUCCUGAUACCUCAUUUGGAUUCAAAAAAUAGAGAAACUCUAUAUUCAGAGAUACAAAGGAUAAUGUUCAAGAUAAUUAAUGAACAAACAAUGCUUUCAUUAAUACAGUUAUUAAUCACUUGUGCUGGUUAUUAUCCUGAGGAGGUGAAAUGUAAAAUUUUUACGAUCGAUUCUCAGUCACAUCUACCAGAUGCAUUUUUAAGAUCACUGGCGCAUUUAGUGACUUUACAAAACUUCAAAGACUACGUUAUUAGUACUUACUUAGAAUUACUUAAAAAGAAUGUACAAUCUGAAACAGUAAUGAAGCAUUUGAGAUAUUUAGUGGAGCAACAACGAGAUAAUUACGAUUUAUUAAGGGAAUUGAUAGAAAAGAACGUUUUAUGUUGUAUUUAUGAUUCGUAUGUAAAUAGCCAAUUUUUCGAAACAAAUAUCUCGCAAGAUGUUUACACCAUUAUGACAUUGCUGGUAGCUCUUCAACCCAGCGAGUUCCAAUCGAAAAUCCUCGGCGAUUAUUUUGAAAGAAUUUUUUUACAAGAGAUGAAUGAGAAGACAUUUAUUAUACUGUAUGGUCUAACAGCAGCUUUAAGAAGGGAAGUUCAAUUGGACAAACGGGUGUUCGAGGUGGCUUUAAAAAUUUCUGAAACCAGCAAUAAUGAAUUCUUGGUACAUAUUGCUGUUCAGUUAUUAGGCAAUCUUGUGAACAAAAUUGAAGAUGUUAAAGAAUUUUUAUCUUCUUGUAAGAUAAUUACUACUCAAAAAUCUUUCCAAAGAGCUUGCUUUAUAACUAAAGGUUUAAUUCUUAGAAAUUACCCUGAUGGUUAUGGAUGGUUGCAUUUAAGCGUACGAAUAGAGUGCUUGAAAUGUUUGACUUUGUUCACUACUGUAUAUCCCGAAAUGUUACUAUUGCCAUAUAAAUCAAAAGUGCUUAAGCAACUGGCUGUUUGCGUGGAUGAUAAGAAACGACUCGUUCGAAAAGAAGCAAUGGAAGCCAGAGCAUUUUGGUGGAUGGUCGGAGAGAACGUGUAAAUACUUAACAUAUUUUUGAAGCGCUUGCUAGUUUUGAUUUUGGUAAAGUAUAAUUUUUUAAAGAAAUUAUCCGUUUUGAUUACCUGACAUGCCUACAACAAGUUCAAGUACGUAUCGUGGUGGAAUAGAAGCUUAGCUUUUCAGUAGAGCUUUACUUUUCUACCGGUAUGUUCGACACUAAAAAUAGUAAAAAAAUCAUCCACUUCGUCAAUUUCAUUGUGCGCGCAAAUUCAAC
Phyllotreta striolata is the source of this 2593-nucleotide messenger RNA. Lineage: Eukaryota; Metazoa; Arthropoda; Insecta; Coleoptera; Chrysomelidae. The record is from the annotation of a GenBank genome assembly.